Trichobilharzia regenti is the source of this 1715-nucleotide messenger RNA. The record is from the annotation of a GenBank genome assembly. Lineage: Eukaryota; Metazoa; Platyhelminthes; Trematoda; Strigeidida; Schistosomatidae.
AUGGAAUCAGACCCAUCAGUAUCCAGCACUGUUUGUGAAGGUGAUGUGUUACAGUCGGACAACAAGGGAGACAAGGGCAUAGAUAAUAUUGACGCCAUGAAGAAGUCUAACCUUCUCUUGGACAACAGUUCGACACCCCAAAAGCCUCAUAACGCUGUGAAUGAAAACAUAGAAACUAGUUCUAACUUUGAUGAAACGUCAAGAAGAGGUAGCAAGUGUGAUGACAAUAUGCCUGUUCAUUCCGCCUUCUCUGAGUUCGAAAUUCCUGAAAUGGAGUUCGAUGAAUUCGAGUUGGAAUUAGCCGCUCAAAAAGAGUUUUCAUCUGAUGAACAGUUAUUCGAUUCGGGUCGUAUGACUCCAGAUGGACUGAUUGAUGAAGACUUUGAACGGGAACUUGGGUGUGCAGCAAAGGAACUCAGUGUUCAGGAUGUCAUUGAUUCUGACUAUCCGGAUAUUUCUCGUUUGGGUGUAUUACAAGGCGCUGGUGAUGAUAAACUCGGUCGUAAAGUGAUAGUAUUCUCUGCAUGUCGCCUACCAGCUUCCGACUUAAUCGAUCAUCAACGUUUACUUAUGUAUAUUACUAAAACACUGGAACAAUAUGUCAGCAUUGAUUACUGUCUAAUCUACUUUCACUUUGGUCUUUCUAACAAAAAUCGACCAAAAUUCAAAUGGCUUGUUCAAGCGUAUAGAACAUUUGGACGGAAUUUUCGAAAAAAUUUAAAAGCCCUCUACAUAGUGCAUCCCACCACUGGUGUAAAAAUCCUAUGGACAUUAUUCAAACCAUUCAUCAGUUCUAAAAUGUCACACAAAGUAAUCUAUGUUGAACAGUUGUCAGGAUUAGAAGAAACCUUGUUCGUUGACCAGUUGCCAAUACCACAGCGAGUUUUAAAUUAUGAUAGAACGAUCGCUAAGUCCAUACCAGUAAAGCCUAUUCAACCAGUUCAGAAAGAUUCAGUCGCUCGACCGUCUGUACCAUUUAUACCGCACAUACCAGACGCUGCUUCAGUAUUCUCAGGAGUAUACGAAGAACAGUGUAAAGAUGUCACACCAGAUCCUCAACAACAGUUCAAUGUCAGUUUACAAUUCAUUAAAAUGAAUAAUGGAGGUCGUGCUAUCCCCAUAGUCCUUGAAGAUGCCAUCGAUUAUAUUCGAGAUCGUGGUUUGACGACAGAGGGGAUAUUCCGUCGUUCUGUCAGUUUGAAACGUUUACGAGAAGUACAGAAUUUAUAUAAUAAUGGUGAAACUGUAGAUCUUCGUGAUUACGAUGAUCCUCAUUUAGCAGCUGUUCUACUGAAAUCAUUUUUACGUGAACUUACUGAACCACUUUUAACCUUUGAACUUUACGAUGAAAUAUUGGGUACAGGGGGUAAGUAAUCGAAAUAAUCUGUUUGAUUUAUUCUACUGAGUAAUUUUGAAAGGUGUUUUCUGCUGUCGUCCAAAGGGCAUAAGAACUGCUCAGUGGGAGUUCACUCUGUCCUCCUUUAAAGCUGUGAGAUUUGACCAUUGAAGGUGGAAGAUACGAAAAUGAUAGCUAGCUGCCUUUCAUCAUUGGUGUCUGCGUUCUAUCUCCCGUGUGAAGUGGUAUAAUAAGGCAAGCAAUAUUGAGGUUAGGCAUCCAUUGAGUGCUAGAUAUGUGGGAGGGGAAAUCAAUCGACGAGGUCGUGAAUCAGUAACACCGAUUAGUGAGAUGGUUAGGACAUGUGUUACGCCUGCAA